This is a messenger RNA of Tribolium madens (black flour beetle), 5099 nucleotides long. RefSeq names its product dynein axonemal intermediate chain 7-like. Gene Ontology annotation, cellular component: axoneme. Gene Ontology annotation, molecular function: microtubule binding; beta-tubulin binding. The coding region runs from base 1380 to 5075 and encodes 1231 amino acids. The record is from RefSeq and is a predicted model, not a curated record. Lineage: Eukaryota; Metazoa; Arthropoda; Insecta; Coleoptera; Tenebrionidae. The transcript has 12 exons.
AAGAAAAGCGUAAAGCAUUCUCAUUAAAUUCUCAUUAAUUACUUCACAAGAAAGUGGUUUAUCAAUUUAUUAUAAAUUAGUUUUGCAAUGCUUUCGUAAAAUGGUUACAUAAAAAGAAUGUACCCUAUUGUUUGUCCCGAUUAAAAAUUCAAUUCAAUUUGAAUUUUUAAUGAUAUUUAGGGUACAAUAACCUUCCGGACUCACCAAUCGAUGGUCGAAAAAUCACCGCCGGUAUUUUCCCCUUGCACAAAUCGUAAACCACAUGCUCGGCCAAUGAUUUGGUAAAAGUGUAAGUGUUUGGUAAUGGAUGUACAUAUUUUUCAGUCAGAAUAUUCAAGGCAUGUUUGUCAACAGUUUCUGCAAUCUCAAUAGUUUUCCUCCAAUCAGCAUGGGCCGGGUAUAACUGUUCGCCAAUCACCUUGCGGUCUGUGUUACAAUAGGUGGUCGAGAUGUGUACGAAAGAGUCCAAAUUUUUCAUGGCCAACGCCAAAUUGACAACUUCGCGGGUCCCCCUCGUAUUUAACAAAACAGCAUCGGUUAGGGCAUCGUCGAAACGCACAGAGGCGGCUCCGUGGAAAAUAACAUUGAUGUUGUGGAUGAGGAGUUGACGAUCGGCGGGAGAAAGGCCGAGGCCGAGCCGAGUAACGUCACCAUUGAUGACUUUGAUCUUGUCCAAAAUUUUCGGUUUUCUCGAUUUGAUUGUGUCAAAAAGCUGUCAAAAAACACUUACUUUGAUUUUAAGUCCUAAAAAACUCUUACCGGUAGGUCUGUCAUAAGUUUGAUUCUUUCCUCCAAACUUUUUCCUUUUUUCUCCCUCAUGAGUAAGUAAAUGUUUGCCAAGUCGGGGCAUGAUCGUAACAGCUUUUCCACUAGAACUUUCCCGACGAAUCCGCUUCCGCCCGUUAUGAAAAUAUUUUUUCCGCGGAAAAAUUCGGUGAUUGUUGGAAGUUCGGCCAUUUCGAGUGCUUGUUUACAACUGAUUUAGUCGAGUCGAAGUUGGCGUUGACCCGGACCCCGAUUAACAUACAAUGAAAAUUAAUUUUCGAGUGAAUUCGAUGGUAGAAAAAAUAUGACUAAAGCAAACUUGGACAAAUAACUCAUUAAGAGCGGAUAUGGUAAUCUUCAUUACCUACACAUGAGUUGGCAGAAAUCUAGGACGGUCUUUGCUUGAAACAAUUGAUUAAAGAAAGUUAGAUCAAUUAUUGUAUUGUCAAAAACAAUUAGAAACAGUUUUUUUGUUUUGGGCCAAUUUGGGAACCAAAUGUGUCCAGUUUUCGUGUUUGAAGCCUACUACGGAAACAAAUUUUUGAAUACUUUGACAUUUGGCGUGUCGUUUUUGACACUUUAUUUAUUCUAAAAAUUUAUUUUUAUUACAAAAAAUGGCCAAAGGAAAAACCAAAAAUAAAAAAUUAGAAAAAACCGCAGCCACUUCUGAGCCAGGAUUAGAAAAUGUUGUAGUUGAGAAAAGUGAAGAUCAAAUAAUUGAAGAAAUUCAACCUCCUCCUGUAGAAGCCGUGAGUUCUAAAACUAAAAAUGAAGAACAAAUCGAACCAAAUUUAGCUACAGAGCAAAUAAAUGAAGGGCAAAAAGAAGAAAAACCUGAAGAUGUUCCUGACUUGCAAGAGCUUGAAGCGGAGGCUUCUAAACCUGAUUUAAAGAGAGCUUCUUCUAAGAAAGUGUCAAAAGGAAAGAAAAGCACUUCUGAGAUGAGUGUAGGGAAAAAGAAACGCAAAAAAGAGAAGAAAAGCACUUCUGAGGCAAGUGUAGGAAAAAAGAAAGGCAAGAAAGAGAAGAAAAAAGGACAGAAAGGUAAAAAGGAUAUUGCAACUACUGAAGAACAAGAAGUACCACCGGAGGAAGAAACCGAAGAGAUUGACAAAUCACCUUCUGCCGGUAAAACAGUUUCCAUUACUGAAACUUCAGCCCAGAAACAAAGUAAAGUCAAAAUAGACAAAUCCCCGUCUGCUGUGUCAACAGAAGAAGAAACAAAGAAAGCAAAGAAAGCGAAAAAAGGUCGCUCAACCUCCGAGAUUAGUGUCGGAGAUGGUAAAAAGAAGAAGAAAAAGGUCAAAAAGGGUGCAUCCACGUCUCAAAUGAGUGUAACAGGGAAGAAAAAGAAGAAAUUGAAGAAAAGUGAAUCUAGCACUGAACCCGAACCAUCGCAAGAACAAAUUAAACCAGGUGUUUCCAUUUCUGAGACUGCCAUCGCCCACAAAAAGAAGAAAGCGAAAGGAAAGAGAGGCAAAAAAGUGAAGAAAAGUGCUUCAGUUCCUUCGGCAACAAUGUUAACACAAGAGAAAGGCAAGCAUUUGCCGACUGCUUCGGAAGUUAGUUUGAAGAAGAAAGAUAAGAAAUCUUCGUCAAGUUUGAGGAAAAUAAUGAGUUCGGGAUCACAAAUUGGAAAAUCUUUCUCGACUGUGAGGUCUAAGACUAAAUCGGUGGAACGCCAUGUUUCCUCCCAAUGGACUCUUGUAGAUGCUGAUUCCGAUGAAGAUUCAGAUUAUUCGUAUGAAGAUAUAAUUGAAGAGAGUGAAAUCAAAAAAGCAUCUAGUGAAUUUAAAAUAAAAGUGAAGAAAGGCAAGGGAAAGAAAGGUAAAAAAGUAAAGAUGGAGGUGAGUGAAGACGAAGAACCGAAAAAGAAAAAGGGUAAAAAAGGUAAGAAAGGCAAAAAGAAAACAGUCGAGUCUGAAGAAGAAAAAGAAGAAGUGGCGAUUGAGCCACAAGACGACGUUUUGGCCGAAAUCGCUCGAAUGAAAUAUUUGGCAGAACUGGAAGCCAGUGGUGAAGAAAGCGAAGCCGGAACCAUCGAAACUGUAGCUAAAUCAAUAAAGAAAAAGAAAAGAAAGGGGCCCAAAAAGAAACUCUCGAAGAAGGAAAAAGCUCGCCUUGCAGCAGAAGCAGCCGAAAAAGCAAAAAUAUCAGCAGAAGAAGAAGCAGCACGAGCUGCAGAAUUGGAACGAAUACGCUUAGAAGAAGAACGCAAAGCUGCCAUCGAGAAAGAAAAAAGAGAAACUUUUGAACAACAAAUCAGAAUGGAGCAAUUAGAAAGCGCUCUUCAAAUUUUUAACGAAGUGGUCAGUUACAACAAGAAACUAAGACAUGAUGCGAAGAUUCAAGAAGACUGGGAGUUCUAUGUGAACUGUGGUCGACUCCCAAAUCCGGCCAAGUGUGACCAAAUGAAUACUUUUCUGCAUUUGUGGGAAAAUAUGGUCGAACAAACGACGAUGGAAGAGGCGGCGAGACGAACGGUGGACAUGUUGGAACUUUUGAACGAAUUGGACGACUUGAUUGACACAGCGGAAGAAACCGACCAAUCGGUGAUUGACAACUGGAAGUGGGUAAGGUUACUCUUCCGACAACAACAGGCCAAAAGUCUCGACGUUGCCACAUAUCGAUUGUUGCGCGACAUUGAGCGGAAUUUGAACCGAAUUAACAUCCCAACGGCUGAUUACAAGUACCAAGACGACAACAUCGUCCUUUGUUUGUGGCUAAGGGUACAGCUGCCGACCCCACUACCCAAUCCUAGACGGCCACCUAAACCCCGGAUUGAAGUCAAUUUCCCGGAAAUGAAGAUGGAAGUGCAAUUUCCGGUCUCGAUAGACGGCGACAAAAUGGCGGUACGCACGCUUUACGUCAAAUACGACCAUCUGAGUGACUUGAGUGACACUUAUCAGAAACCGGAAGUACCGGAACAUUACGACACAGAUUUGUAUGAUGCUAUGAAAAUUGAAUGGAGGGAGAAAUUACUCUACAAGUAUAAUAAUAGAGUAAGGAAAGAACGGCCCCCUCCUCCACCGGGAGAAGAGGAAGUACAGGAAGUCCAACCGGAAGAACCGUUUUUUGGACCGGAAGACGAUAUCCCGGUUGUGCCGUACCGGAAAUUGGAGCCUACUGCAAGCGAAUACGUUAUUGCGAGCGAAGACGCCCUCUAUAAUGAAACUCGAACAAACCUCCUCAAAACUGUCAACGACCAUGUUGUCAAUUUGCGCAAAUUUAGUAUCAUAGGUGGCGUUUAUUCCCUCAAUUUACUCAAACAGCCGCCUCAACCUCAAGAUUUCGUUACGCUUGACAUGAAUUUGACCCCUUUGUAUCUCCCCAAACAGCUCGAAUACGUUGAUCUUUACUUGGAUUAUAAUCCUCCUUUGCCCCCGCCACCGGGCGUGCGUCGGGCCCCUGAAGAAAUCGAAGAAGACAUGAAGAAACAAGAAGAAGAACUCGAUAAACUUAUUUUGGUGACUUUGACUUGGCCUGAUCACGUGGUUUUUCUUGAAUUACCCAUGGUGUGUUAUUGGGACGAAGAAAGUAGAGUUUGGACGAAGAAAGAAGUUCAUGAUUUGAAACAUAAUGAAGAAAAAGGCCAAUUGACGUUUAGGACAAGGAAAGGUGGGACUUUUGCAUUGGCUGUGUACAGGUAUGCUAACCUACCGUACCAAGCAUGGGAAAUCCGUCCAGAAGCCAAUGGCACUAUUUCGGUACAAAUUACCGCCGCCAUCUUGAUGGUGGAGUUUAAUGUCAAAGACGGCUUGAUUGCAUUGUCGCAAUUGCAAAACAGUCCGAAUAACGCGUUGCAAGACAUUGUCGGGAUGUAUUUCUCUCUCCCAAAGUUGGUUCGGAUGUUGCAAAGCGCGGGAAUUGACGUCUUUCCCGCAUUCGACGCUUUUUGUUACAUUGAAAACACUUGUGAAAAACAUUGGCCAAUGGAAAAACACUUGUAUUUCGACAUGGCCGUAUUAAGUGUCUGUUUCAACUUUGCAUGGUCUCGGUGGAACAUGGCAGCAGGUCGCAGAGGCAUAGUUCUUCAAAUGAGGGAAUAUAAUGUCGAGAAAACCAAACAGAAAAAUCAUUUAAUGCUUCAUGUUACACCACUGACUGCUAUGUACGUCGACUGCACUGAAGUUAGUCAAACAUUCACAGAGGAGGGGAUCGAAAAUAUGAAGUUUUAUCCCGAUUUGUUUCAUUUGAUGAAAGGGACGUCCAGUAUGGCCGUGAAGAAUAAAAUUGCCAAGGCGACGAAAGAAGUGACUUUUGCAUUGUAUGAAUUACUGAUUGCCACUCGUGUGGCAAGUUUUUCGUAGAUUUUCACACAAAUAAAUCAUAAA